Messenger RNA from Lobosporangium transversale, 806 nucleotides. RefSeq lists its product as hypothetical. The transcript is spliced from 4 exons. Gene Ontology annotation, molecular function: monoatomic ion channel activity. The record is from RefSeq and is a predicted model, not a curated record. Bases 189 to 806 code for a protein of 205 amino acids. Gene Ontology annotation, biological process: monoatomic ion transport; transmembrane transport. Gene Ontology annotation, cellular component: membrane. NCBI's taxonomy places the organism in Eukaryota, Fungi, Mortierellomycota, Mortierellomycetes, Mortierellales, Mortierellaceae.
UUUGCAAUAUUUGCAUGUUACCCCAUUCAUUUCAUCAACAUUCUUCCUCUUCCUCUUCCUCUUCCUCUUCCUCUUCCUCUUCCUCUUCCUCUUCCUCUUCCUCUUCUUCGUCUUCUUGCACGUCCACUUCUACUGCUUAUUGGCAGCAUUGACUACAAGGAUAAUUUUAUAAACGUGAAGAAGGCCUAAUGGAUAGUGCAUACACUAUACUUGGCGAACAGCCAAACGCAGUGCCAGCGAUGAGGAGUCAUCAUAGUCUGUCGAGACGUGAGAUUUUUCAGAAUUUGGCCAACAGGAUCAUCUACUCUAAAUUCUACAUGGUCCUAUAUCUGGUCAUGGCCAUCCUCAGUAUCUGGUCCAUAUUCCUCUCCAUUCAGCAGGGUUGCUCUAGCUCGGCGCUGUUUAUCGUUUUAGAGUCCAUCAUCAAUGGCACUAUGAUUGCAGAGGUCGCCUUGCGACUAACAGCGCUCGGCAGGACAUAUUGGAGGUCAUCAUCCAACAUUCUAGAUAUUAUCUUGGUGAUCUUUUGCUUCAUUACAUUGAUUUUAAUCCUUCAAGGUUGUGGAUCAGGACAUGAAGCCGAGAAAGUGCUUGAUACUGUCUUUUUGAUCCUUCGAAACGUGGUGCAAUUCUGGCGGCUCUUCAUUAUGAUUAGGAAGAACUCACUAAUUGCCAAUCCAAGAGUGGCAGCCAUUGAUUUCGAUAAUGUAAAUCGCCCAGAAUCCUUUGAUAUCGAAGGGUUUGGAGCUGAUGCAUAUGUCGAUGAUGACACCUUCUUGGCUGACGAGAGUGACGAUGGCCUUUAA